CGCCCCCAACCGCUCACUGCCCCGCGAGCCCGGCUCCCUCCGACCGCGAGCCCCGCCCCCUCGGCCUCCUCCUCAUCGGCCGCCGUUGCGAGGCGCAGAGCGGCAGCAAGAUGGCGGCGCAACAGCAAGACGGCGGGGGUGCUGCGCAGCUGGCGGGGCCGGCGGCGGAGGCUGACCCCCUAGGCCGCUUCACGUGUCCCGUGUGCUUAGAGGUGUACGAGAAGCCGGUACAGGUGCCCUGCGGACACGUCUUUUGCUCUGCAUGCCUGCAGGAAUGUCUGAAGCCGAAGAAGCCUGUCUGUGGGGUGUGUCGCAGCGCUCUGGCACCUGGCGUCCGAGCCGUGGAGCUCGAGCGGCAGAUCGAGAGCACAGAGACUUCUUGCCAUGGCUGCCGUAAGAAUUUCUUCCUAUCCAAGAUCCGGUCCCACGUGGCUACUUGUUCCAAAUACCAGAAUUACAUCAUGGAAGGUGUGAAGGCCACCAUUAAGGAUGCAUCUCUUCAGCCAAGGAAUGUUCCAAACCGUUACACCUUUCCUUGUCCUUACUGUCCUGAGAAGAACUUUGAUCAGGAAGGACUUGUGGAACACUGCAAAUUAUUCCAUAGCACGGAUACCAAAUCUGUGGUUUGUCCGAUAUGUGCCUCGAUGCCCUGGGGAGACCCCAACUACCGCAGCGCCAACUUCAGAGAGCACAUCCAGCGCCGGCACCGGUUUUCUUACGACACUUUUGUGGAUUAUGAUGUUGAUGAAGAGGACAUGAUGAAUCAGGUGUUGCAGCGCUCCAUCAUCGACCAGUAAGCAGGGUCUGUGCUUGCUGUCUCAUGUUCCAGAGCUUCCAUUACAUAUUAAACGUGAAACGUAUGACUCCUGUACCUUACCUGUUCAACAGACCUGAAAAUGAGCCAUGGCAUUGGGACAAGGUCACUUCUGACAGGGGAAGUGGGUCCCCAGGUCAGCCCUCCUCUUCCCUUUGGGCUCUUGCCAAAGCUAUCUUCCCCUACUGUUAACCUUGUUUGUCACAUGGUCAAGUUCGUAUUGGUUCUCAGCUACUUCCUGGAGCUUCUGCCGCCUCCUGUGGAAGAGAAUAUAGCUUCUCCACCUCUUGUUUCACACUCAUUCCUCCCAUCCAGUGUUUGUCUCUCGGGUCCUUCAAGCCAGCCAGGACCUUUUCUGGGUCAUGAAUAGCACAAUGAAGCAAGUGUCUCCUUUCCUUGUCCCCAAGGUGUGCAGACUCUGGCAGCCGUGCACCUGACAGAGCUGAAGCUCCCGCUGGGCUAUGGGGUUGCCAGAAGCUGGGGUUGCCAUCCCGGGGUACAUGUCACCAGUCCUCUUGGGGUUUUGCACCAUCUGAUGCAGGGAGUUUUGAUUAGUGAUAUUUUCCUACUACUACAUAUCCUUUGAGUUCACUGGUUCAGUCUUAAAUGCCUGCAUGGUGCCUUUUUAGGAUAAGGUAUAACCAUGUAUUUUUGGUGGAAGUGUUUCUGGGUUAGGGAAGUUAAAGUCUGUUUAUCUGUAAGUGGGGAGGAGGGUCAGCUAAGAGAAGUGGGAGGGCCAGAGCUUUUUGGUUCUGAUUUACAAAUUAAUGAAGUAGUUUCAAACAACGCGGUCAUGUUUACCUCACCAUUUGGGAGCCUGCCUACAUUCUUGUUCUAGAAGCACAAAAAAGAAUCCUCAGAUGAAUUAGAAGAGAGAGGUUUGGAGACUCAGCGGAUACUAGUUCUUUUACCUUCUGCUUGGUAACUUAGAUUAAACUGAGCAUUGUUUUUCUAUCACAAAUGUUUUCCUUAUGACACUGGUUUCGACAUGUAAAAUGUGUUUGAAAACCUGCUUUGUAGAUGCAGAGAGAAGCUAUAGGAAACCCAGUACCGCCCCCUGGUCUGUUCUGACGAGACAUUGGUCAUAAGGCACAGCACAUCGCGUGAUGAACAGUUGUUAAUAAAAGCUGUUGCUGGAAACUUGCUUUAGGAACAGCUCAAGAACCUUGGAGUUCAUAUUUCACAAAUAUUAAUAAAUACAAGUGCUGGCCGGGCGCGGUGGCUCACGCUUGUAAUCCCAGCACUUUGGGAGGCCGAGGCGGGCGGAUCACGAGGUCAGGAGAUCGAGACCACGGUGAAACCCCGUCUCUACUAAAAAUACAAAAAAAUUAGCCGGGCGUAGUGGCGGGCGCCUGUAGUCCCAGCUACUCGGAGAGGCUGAGGCAGGAGAAUGGCGUGAACCCGGGAGGCGGAGCUUGCAGUGAGCCGAGAGGGCGCCACUGCACUCCAGCCUGGGCGACAGAGCGAGACUCCGUCUCAAAAAAAAAAAAAAAAAUAAAAAAAAAAUAAAUAAAUAAAUACAAGUGCAAGAGCUGUCAGCCUAAUCUGUAGGAGCAGAACCUCUGAUUGACCAAAAGGCAUAUGGGUUUAGGUUGGUACUUUGAUGUCAUAUGUCUCUGAUGGGGCUGCAAGUGCUACCUUGCGCUCGUACACCGCUGCUGUGGGGCUCCGUGCCUGUCGGUGAAGAGCUGCAGAUGCCAAGAAGCCAGCAAAGACAGGGCCCACUGGAAAAAAAUAGUUCUUUCAUUAGUAUUUCUCGGGAGGACCCAAAAGUUAAGGUCAGCUUGUUCACUGUAAUUUCUGGAAAAAGUUCACUCAGACCUUCCUGAAUUUAGAUCAUCUCAGAAAUCUGGAGGGAAAUGUGGCAAAACCUUCAUUUGAGGGACUGAUGUGAGUGUAUGUCCACCUCACGGGUGGCACCGAGAAACUUACUUCCUUGUAUUAAGUGCACUUCUUGUAUUUCUAAUAAGAUGACUUUCCAGAAAGUGAGAUUUGUUAUGUUCUGGCUUUUAAAAGGUGAAAUAUAAAUAAAUUUCGUAACUUAAUCUAA
Messenger RNA from Symphalangus syndactylus (siamang), 2864 nucleotides. RefSeq names its product ring finger protein 114 (gene RNF114). Gene Ontology annotation, biological process: ubiquitin-dependent protein catabolic process; protein polyubiquitination. NCBI's taxonomy places the organism in Eukaryota, Metazoa, Chordata, Mammalia, Primates, Hylobatidae. The record is from RefSeq and is a predicted model, not a curated record. Gene Ontology annotation, molecular function: ubiquitin protein ligase activity.